UCCUCAUAACUCCAGAUCCUUCUGGACAAGGCCAACGCAUCUUCUUUCUGCGACAGCCGCCCGCACACUCCUCACUAGUCAGUGGGCAUCUCCGACUCCAGUCUUCCAUGGGUCUUCUCGACAAGCUCUGGGACGACACCCUCGCCGGCCCCCGCCCCGACUCCGGCCUCGGCCGCCUACGCAAGCCGCUCUCCUUCUCCCUCCGCACCGCGGCAAAAGACGAAUCGGAAUCGCCCAAGGGAGGAUGGACCAACGCCGCUGGCGGCGACGGCCCCGCGGAGGAAACGCCGAUGCGGGUCACAAGGAGCAUUAUGAUAAAAAGACCGCCCGGGUGGGCAUCGCCCGGGAGCGGAGCGACGCCGCCCACUUCGCCGGCGGGAUCCACUACUCCCAAAUCCCCCUUUUCAGGCGCUGGAGGGAAGGAGGGGAAUCGAUUCAGUAGGAGGUGGGUGUCGGAAGCGUACAGGAGGAAAGGGGAGGAGGAGGAGGAGGCUGGGUCUUCUUCUUCAUAUCCUCCCUUCGAAGGCUAAGCUUUGCCGUAUCAUGUAAGAUCCUUUAGAAUUAGAUCUAUGCAGGAAUAAGUAGGCGUGGUUUGUGUAUGUUGUAUGCUGUGGGUCGCGCGCGUGGAUGAGUUAGAGGGGUUCUGCUCCUCGUCUCCUUGAGUUGGGUAAUUAGUGUGUGUGUGUGUGUUUGUGUUAUAAAUUGUAAUAUCGUGUGUUUCUUGGUCGGAGAUGUAUGCAGAAUAAGAAAGCAGCUGGUAGUUUAACUA
Molecule: messenger RNA, 769 nt
Organism: Zingiber officinale
Lineage: Eukaryota; Viridiplantae; Streptophyta; Magnoliopsida; Zingiberales; Zingiberaceae
Product: dormancy-associated protein homolog 3-like
Exons: 3
Coding region: 108-530 (140 amino acids)
Source: RefSeq, a predicted model, not a curated record